Messenger RNA from Hydra vulgaris (swiftwater hydra), 611 nucleotides. RefSeq names its product centromere protein S. The record is from RefSeq and is a predicted model, not a curated record. Gene Ontology annotation, biological process: replication fork processing; resolution of meiotic recombination intermediates. Gene Ontology annotation, molecular function: protein heterodimerization activity; chromatin binding. NCBI's taxonomy places the organism in Eukaryota, Metazoa, Cnidaria, Hydrozoa, Anthoathecata, Hydridae. Gene Ontology annotation, cellular component: FANCM-MHF complex.
UAUUUACCUAAGUACUAUUGCUUUUGCGCUAAACAAUAUUUUGUAAUGCUUAAAAACCUUUUCAGAUUAAUACUAAAACAUGGCUGAAACUAAUGAAGAUAAUGAAAAAUCACAAUUAAAGGCUGCUCUACAUUAUGCUGUAGGGAAGAUAUGUGAAAUGAAGUCUGAUGAACAUAAUGUGACAUAUUCUAAAGCUUUUAUAGCUUGUUUGACAGAAACCGUUGCAAAUGAAGUAGAAUUAUUUGCAACUGAUCUUGAAGCAUUUGCCAAGCAUGCUAAAAGAACAACUAUAAAUAUUGAAGAUGUAAAGUUAUUAGUGCGCAGAAAUCCAGGACUUGCUGAGGAGAUUGAAACAUGCUCUAAAUCACUAUUAGAAAAACAUAAGCCAAAAAUUAAAAAAAUAAAGUCGUGAUAUACAACUAAACGAAUGAGUGUUAGUGCAUUAAGGUUAAUUUAUGAUAAAAACUUUUAAAAUUAUGGAUUCUUAAACUAAGAAAAGAAUCUUAUAUAUUAACCACAUAAGAAAACGUUUUAUAUAAUUGUCCCUUAAAUAUUUAGUGAUAUAUCUGUAAUCGAGGUACUUAAUUUUGAGAAAAAAAGUUAUAUUUAAA